Messenger RNA from Brassica oleracea var. oleracea, 1229 nucleotides. RefSeq names its product dehydration-responsive element-binding protein 1B-like. The coding region runs from base 145 to 978 and encodes 277 amino acids. NCBI's taxonomy places the organism in Eukaryota, Viridiplantae, Streptophyta, Magnoliopsida, Brassicales, Brassicaceae. The record is from RefSeq and is a predicted model, not a curated record. The transcript has a single exon. Gene Ontology annotation, biological process: regulation of DNA-templated transcription. Gene Ontology annotation, molecular function: DNA-binding transcription factor activity; DNA binding.
AAUCCACCUGAAAAAGAACAUAAAGAGAGAUAGAUAAAAUAGAUAAAAUAGAUAUUUUAUCAAACCGGACAGAACAAAGAUCUUGUUAGUUAGUUACUUACUGUACUCAGCCUUAUCCAGUUUUUCUCAAAAGAUUUUUCAACAAUGAACACAUUCCCUGCUUCCACUGAAAUGGUUGGCUCCGAGAACGAGUCUCCGGUUACUACGGUAGUAGGAGGUGAUUAUUAUCCCAUGUUGGCGGCAAGCUGUCCGAAGAAGCCAGCGGGUAGGAAGAAGUUUCAGGAGACACGUCACCCCAUUUACCGAGGAGUUCGUCUGAGAAAGUCAGGUAAGUGGGUGUGUGAAGUGAGGGAACCAAACAAGAAAUCUAGAAUUUGGCUUGGAACUUUCAAAACAGCUGAGAUGGCAGCUCGUGCUCACGACGUGGCUGCCCUAGCCCUCCGUGGAAGAGGCGCCUGCCUCAAUUAUGCGGACUCGGCUUCGCGGCUCCGCAUCCCGGAGACAACCUGCCACAAGGAUAUCCAGAAGGCUGCUGCUGAAGCCGCAUUGGCUUUUGAGGCUGAGAAAAGUGAUGUGACGAUGGAGGAGACGAUGGCGGUGGCUUCUCAGGCUGAAGUGAAUGACACGACGACAGAUCAUGGCAUGAACAUGGAGGAGGCAACAGCGGUGGCUUCUCAGGCUGAGGUGAAUGACACGACGACAGAUCAUGGCGUAGACAUGGAGGAGACGAUGGUGGAGGCUGUUUUUACGGAGGAACAAAGUGAAGGGUUCAACAUGGCGGAGGAGUCGACGGUGGAGGCUGCUGUUGUUACGGAUGAACUGAGCAAAGGAUUUUACAUGGACGAGGAGUGGACGUACGAGAUGCCGACCUUGUUGGCUGAUAUGGCGGCAGGGAUGCUUUUGCCGCCACCAUCUGUACAAUGGGGACAUAAUGAUGACUUGGAAGGAGAUGCGGACAUGAACCUCUGGAGUUAUUAAUACUCGUGUUUUAAAAAUUAUACAUUGUGCAAUAAUAUUUUAUCGAAUUUCUAAUUCUGCCUUUAACUUUUAAUGGGGAUCUUUAUUAGUGUAGGAAACGAGUGUAAAUGUUCCGCCGUGGUGUUGUCAAAAUGCUGAUUAUUUUUUGUGUGCAGCAUAAUCACGUUUGGUUUCCUUUACACUCCAAAUUUAGUUGAAAUACAAAUAGAAUAGAAAAGAGAAAGAAUGUUAUUAAAUGAAAACGGAGAAAU